AGUCAGAAUUUUAACAGCAAUGGCACCGCGCACAAAAACCCGUGCGAGUGCCUGCGAGGGUUUGAGAGUGAGAAAGUUCACAGUUCAAACCCUCGCGGGUGAUCAGUAGAGAAAGGAAAGACGGGGGAGGAAGCAAGCAAUGGCAUUCUCUUUCUCAUCUUCUGCCCCGCUAUUCCAAAGUUCCCCAACCCUAAACCUAAACCCGACGCCAGGCCAGCAGCCUCCGUCCUUAUUUACACAGAACCAGCAGUUUACCUCCUUCGCCCAGCCCCAGCCUCAACUGCAGCUGCAGCCGCAGCAACAGCAGCAGCAGUUGUAUCUUUUUACGACAGAUAGGUCACCUGCUAGUUACAACACGAAAUUUGAGGAUCUGCAUUCCGAUUCCCAGAAUUUCCUCCUUCAAAUAGAGGAACGCAUUAUGGAGUACAAGGAUGAGAGCCAAAGGCUAGAACAGAAUAGUCGACUUUAUGGCUCUUCAAUGUCAAGUGACAGUUUUGAGCUUGAUGCUAGCCAUAUAUUACAGGAACUUGGAGGAAUCAGUGCUGCUAUGGAUAGGGAAAAGUUCAUAGUGCAAGAACUAACGUCUGAAGUAAAAAGCAUGAUGUGGAAUACAGAAGUAGCUGUGCGCUCAUAUAUGAUUAUUAGGCCAAGAUUUGUUCGACCAAAUAUCUCAAGUAAUUUAGAUAAUGUCCCUGCAAGUAAUUCUUUGGCAGGCCCCGCGAGUUUGAACCCCAGCAAUCAACCGACAAGUUGUUCGAUGGUACCUCUCUAUGAUUUUUAUAGUGGGUUCCCAAAGAGACCAUCUCUAUUUAUGCAGUCUUCACUUUCUCAAUUUGAGAAGUAUCUUGCUGAGUGUCGUCAGUGGGUUGAAGAGUUAGAGCAGCUUCUACUACUCGAUAAUGAAAAUAAUUCUUUGAACUCAAGGUCAUCAUCAUUACAGUCUCUACCGAACAUCAUGUCAAAUGUUCAUGAUUUCUUUGUUCAUAUUGCUGCCAAGGUAGAAAGACUCCAUCAAUACAUUGAGUCUAUGAAGGCUGUUUAUCUCGCUGACCAGCGGCGUCGUGGUGAUGGCAAUGAUCCAUUUCUCGAAGCUGACAGACGAGAAACUGCUAAACAGGAAGCUGCUGCUAGAAGAGUUCAUCCAACAUUACACUUGCCUGCAGUUUCUGCACAGCCAACAACUCACGGUACUGGUUUGUACGCUAGUGCAGUGAUUCCUGCAUCAAGUGCUCCUCAGCAAACUGCAGGAAGUUCGGGUCCUCCUGGUGGCGGAAUUUCACUAUUUGGUACUUCAUCCUCGACUCCAGCGGCUACAACAUCUUCAUUUCUCUUCUCGAACCCCACUAUGUCUACUCCAGCUUCUAGCCUUUUUGGUUCAACUGGGGUUUCACAGCAAUCAACAGGUUUUGGGACUCCAACGACAUCUCUUUUUGGGUCGAGUCAGACUCCCUCUCUCUUCGGAGCUAGUACACCAUCUUUGACAUCUAGUUCAGUAAUUGGAAGCUCCUCGCUCUUUGGAGCUAGUACGCCAUCUUUGGCAUCUAGUCCAGCAAUUGGAAGUUCCUCGCUAUUUUCAACACCUUCGCUUACACUUGGCGCUGCAACUGGUUCAGGGGCUAGCUUUGGUGCAACAUCUAAAUCAUCCAGGCCUAAGUCGCGAGCCACUAGACGAUGAACUCAGCACAAAUGCCGCAUUGUCGCCGUCGCUCGAAUUUGCCCUAAUUAUGGCCCAGCAUAUAUAUAAGGUCUGAUAGCUUCCCCAAAACAAGAGGUUGGUUGCCACAUCUCAUGUAUUACUGUGACUUAACGGAAUGGAGCUUUUGCUCUUAGUUCUUGCUUCCUUUUUUUUACUUCAUAAUAUUUUCAUAUUAUAUUUUUAAUUUUAAUUUUAUAUC
Molecule: messenger RNA, 1895 nt
Organism: Phalaenopsis equestris
Lineage: Eukaryota; Viridiplantae; Streptophyta; Magnoliopsida; Asparagales; Orchidaceae
Product: nuclear pore complex protein NUP58
Exons: 6
Coding region: 140-1675 (511 amino acids)
Biological process (GO): nucleocytoplasmic transport
Cellular component (GO): nuclear pore
Molecular function (GO): structural constituent of nuclear pore
Source: RefSeq, a predicted model, not a curated record